CAGGAGCAGGAAGGACCUGCUGCCUAUGCGGGGUCCGGGUGAGGUCAGGCAGGUGUCUGGAAACAAAGCCCAGGGAAAACCCCUGGAGCAAUCGCGGGGCUCCCCAUGACCCCUCUUUGCCCACGCUCCAGGGCCGUUCCUGCCCCGCCCCGGGGCGGCCCCGGCCGGGGCUCGGGCAGCGCGGGCGGGGGCGGCCCCGGUGCGGCCCCGGGACUGCGCCGCGCCCUUCCCGGGAGAGGCUGAUCCACACCUGAUCCACACUGCCGGGGAGAGGCUGAUCUACACCUGGUCCACACUGCCGGGAAAAAGCUGAUCCACACAGCCGGGGAGAAGCUGAUCUACACCUGAUCCACACUGCCGGGGAAAGGCUGAUCCACACAGCCGGGGAGAAGCUGAUCUACACAUGAUCCGGACAGCCAGGGAAAGGUUGUCCCACAUCUGAUCCGCACAGCCCAAGGAAAGGCUGUCCCAGCACCUGAUCUCUCCGGAUCCCGCCGCACAGCCAGGGAAAGGCUGUUCCACUCCUGAUCCGCACAGCCGGGGAAAGGCUGUCCUGCCGGGGCAGAUCCCGGCCAUGAUCGCGGUUUUGGUGGUGCUGUGUCAGCUGCCUGUGACGGUGCUCGCGUUUCCUCACUGCCCUGGCAGAUUAAAGAACUUGGAGCAACCGGAAUGGAAAGAUGUGUUCACAUCUGCAAGGGAGGCCAAUUUAUUCAUUGGACGACGUCUUCUGAACAACAGAUUUGAUUUUGAAGCAUUCACAGCUGAUAACCUGGAAAGGGAAUGCAAUGAAGAACUCUGCAAUUAUGAAGAAGCAAGAGAAAUUUUUGAAGACCCUGAUAAAACGAUGGAUUUUUGGAAAGAAUAUUCAACUAAAGGCCCUAAAAUAAAAUUAGGUGAUGAGGCACUGCAGAAGAUUAAUGUCACAGGACUGCUCAUCAGCCUGGUUGCUGCUGGAGUGCUGUUGGUUAUAAUUGCACUGAUUAUCUUCUACUGCUGCAAGAGCAGAUGCAAAUCAAGGCAACCACCAGGGUACAUGGGUUAUGUGAGGAGCAGAAGACGGAAUUCAGCCAACAUCUUCAGGAGGCACGAGGAGUUCUCCUUGAACCCCCUUCCCGACGACUCCGAGCUGCCCACCUAUGAGCAGGCAGUGACCUCUGAUGGCCAGCACGCCGUGCCCCCACCCCCUUACCCAGGGCCCCCCAGGCACCCUCGGCUCUUUAGAAAGUCCAUGUCCCUCCCUGGCCCCUAGGCACAAACCUGCUGCUGGGCUCAGGGGGGGUUGCUGGAACAUAACAUGCUUUUGAAAAAAGUGUGUGCUUACCUUGCAUAUUGCAAGAUGAUUUACAGAAAUGUGAAAGAUCUUCUGGACAACGAGGGAGGAGUGAAGUUCCCAUGUGGGGAAAGAGGUCACCUGGCACAAAGGCUGCAGGACUGUUCUUUGCACAAAGGCACUGUGCCAAGAGGAGAGAAUGCAGAAAGUCUUAUACUGCUGCCCUCUUCCAUAUGAGCCAUCCCAUCAAACUAUUGAUUCUUCAUUAAUAGUUUCAUCUUCUUUUUCUUCAGAAAGAACAGUAUUUUAAUUGCUCAUAUUGACACUAGCUAUUUUUUGUGACUUAAUAUUUUAAACCACCAUAAGAAGUCUAGUUUGUUGUUUGACAUAUUCCCUUCUUUGCUGGGCGCAUUUUCUAUUCAUUCUUGUAAUAGACUUGAGUGCAAAAAUUAUUUCAUGGCUUGAUCUGUCAAAUAUACAUAUAUAUAUAUAAUAUAUAUAUAUAUAUAUAGUACUGCUAGUGGAUUACACUGGUUUGGUUUAGAUAUUGCUGGUCACACAACUUAAUUGCUUGUAUUUUUAUGAUGAUAAUUUUGCAUCAAAAGGAAGCAUUCAUUAUGUGGCACACUACCAAUUCAGGCAAAGUACACUUGCAUCAAAUUGUUUUGAUGUUGAACAGUAAAUACCAGGUCAAAGAGAGGAAAUAGAAUACUGUGGACCAGUGAAUGUUGAGCAAAAAGCCAGAGAUUUGUCCCUUUUUAAAAAGCUACCCAGGUUUCACAGCUAAUGUUUCUUUCAUACUUUAAAGGCUGAAAUGUAGAGAGAAACAUUUAACUUUCAAACCAAAGCCCAAUCUACCUCCUUGAAGCACCUUAGUAAGUGUGUCUUGCACUACAGGGAUGGCAAAAUGAUACCUUUAAGUAGAAAGAAACAUCAUAUUAGAUCAAAAAUCUAAGAGGCAAGAACUCCUGGGAGUUAUUGGUUCUCUGUGUCAAGACAGUUUCUGUAUCUACAGCUGUAGCCACCGUGAAUUUUACAUCUUAUUAAAAUAUCAACCCCCAGCAUUA
Agelaius phoeniceus (red-winged blackbird) is the source of this 2337-nucleotide messenger RNA. RefSeq names its product proline rich and Gla domain 4 (gene PRRG4). Gene Ontology annotation, cellular component: plasma membrane; extracellular region. The record is from RefSeq and is a predicted model, not a curated record. Lineage: Eukaryota; Metazoa; Chordata; Aves; Passeriformes; Icteridae. Gene Ontology annotation, molecular function: calcium ion binding.